AUGCAACUUCACAAUCACUGUACACAAAGCCUUAACGGCAUCCCUCGAUGUGGAUUACUACCGCGGAUCAGAUACCAUCAUGUUCCAUAGAUACGAAAUGAAUAGUGCAACAGAAGAGGUAAGGGGUGAAUUAGAGUAGCAGAAAUCGAAAACAUCCUUCUACCUCCUUUGUUUCGUCGUUAUCUCGAAUGUAACAUUCUCAAAAGGUGCCAUCUCUAACAAAACUAAACUGAUAAAACUAUGCAUAUACAGAGACAUCCCCAUCAUGAACAGCCUCUCAUAUUCCAAAAGUUGAAUGUCCUGGCAGACAUGGCGUUCCAAGACAUGGGGGUGCUCCCAGCAAGAGAGGCGUUAUCAAGCAUAUUACACUGGAUUGCAAGUUAUCACAACUUGUUCACCGAACCGUGCUUCCGCUGUCAUCGACGAUUGCAGUUUGACUCGCCCCAUUACAAGUAUUUGCCUCCGAUGGUUCGAACGUGGAUUCGGAGAAAAGUAGAUUACAUGGAACCUGAUCGUGAAAUGCCUCAAGCCUAUACAACAGCUGGUAUCGCGUAUCACAUGCUCUGCUUUGUCGCAGCAACCAAAGUCGCGUCCAAGUUAGCCCAAUAAAGAGGAUUAUGUGUGGUUGUCGUACAAAAAGGGGUGGGAUUUAUGACAGGUUUGAAAGGCGGUGAGGUCGAAAGAGGGGCAGGGGCAUUGCAGAUGGACGUGUGAAAACAUAGGAGAAAA
Molecule: messenger RNA, 729 nt
Organism: Zychaea mexicana
Lineage: Eukaryota; Fungi; Mucoromycota; Mucoromycetes; Mucorales; Lichtheimiaceae
Exons: 2
Coding region: 241-609 (122 amino acids)
Biological process (GO): regulation of transcription by RNA polymerase II
Cellular component (GO): mediator complex
Molecular function (GO): transcription coactivator activity
Source: RefSeq, a predicted model, not a curated record